Taeniopygia guttata (zebra finch) is the source of this 1663-nucleotide messenger RNA. RefSeq names its product receptor accessory protein 6 (gene REEP6). Lineage: Eukaryota; Metazoa; Chordata; Aves; Passeriformes; Estrildidae. The record is from RefSeq and is a predicted model, not a curated record.
CGCUGAGCACCGCCCCGCUCCCGCUGGCCACGCCCCCGGACACGCCCCCAGCGGAGCGCUCACCGGGCCGGGGUCGCACCGGGGCCGCUCCGGGGCCGCCGCCGCCGCUUCACCGCCGCCACCGCCGCCAUGGGCUCCGUGCAGCAGCGCCUGGAGCGCUUCCUCCACAGCCCCGGCCCCAUCGGCGACCUGCUGGCUCGGCUGGAAGCCCGUACCGGCGUCCAACGGCUUUACCUGGCCACAGGCUCCCUGGCUUUCCUGGGGCUCUACCUCGUGUUCGGCUACGGCGCUUCCCUGCUCUGCAACCUCAUCGGCUUCGUCUACCCCGCCUACCUCUCCAUCAAAGCCAUCGAGAGCAACAGCAAGGAGGAUGACACCAUGUGGCUCACCUACUGGGUGGUCUACGGCGUCUUCAGCAUCGCCGAGUUCUUCUCCGACCUUUUCCUCUACUGGUUCCCCUUCUACUACGCCGGGAAGUGCCUGUUCCUGGUGUGGUGCAUGGCCCCCGUGCCCUGGAACGGCUCCCAGGUCAUCUACCGCACCAUCAUCCGGCCCUUCUUCCUCAAGCACCACCGCGCCGUGGACAACAUGAUGGGUGACAUCGGCACCAGGGCCCUGGACGCGGCCUCCACCGUCACCCGGGAAGUCCUGCAGACUCUGGCCAAGAGCAGAGCCCGGCUGGCGGCCGGGGUGGCCCCACAGCCCAGCCUGCCCGCGUCAGAGCAUCCCUGAACCUGACAGAGUUAGUGCAGAAGGCGAAGUGAGAGGGGCACCGGGGCCAUUGGUACCGGCACCGCAACGCCGGUACGGGCAUCGGUACCGGCACUGGCGGCCCCAGUACCGGCACCGUGCUCCCAGUACUGGUACCAGCAUCCUCCGUUCUGGCACCGAAGUCCCUCCUAGCGGCGCUACAGACGCCGGUACCGGCACCGUGCUCCCGGUACCGGUACCAGCAUCCUCCGUUCUGGCACCGAAGUCCCUCCUACCGGCACUACAGACGCCGGUUCCGGCACCGUGCUCCCGGUACUGGUACCGGCAUCCUCCGUUCUGGCACCGAAGUUCCCCAUACAGACGCCGGUACUGGCACCGUGCUCCCGCUACUGGUACCGGCAACCCUCGUUCUGGCACCGAAGUCCCUCCUACCGGCACUACAGACGCCGGUACCGGCACCGUGCUCCCGGUACUGGUACCGGCAUCCUCCGUUCUGGCACCGAAGUUCCCCAUACAGAUGCCGGUACCGGCACCGUGCUCCCGGUACUGGUACCGGCAUCCUCCGUUCUGGCACCGAAGUCCCUCCUACAGGCACUAAAGACGCCGGUACCGGCACCGUGCUCCCAGUACUGGUACCGGCAUCCUCCGUUCUGGCACCGAAGUUCCCCAUACAGACGCCGGUACCGGCACCAUGCUCCCGGUACUGAUACCGGCAACCCUCGUUCUGGCACCGAAGUCCCUCCUACCGGCACUAAAGACGCCGGUACCGGCACCGUGCUCCCGGUACUGAUACCGGCACCCUCCGUUCUGGCACCGAAGUUCCCCAUACAGACGCCGGUACCGGUACCGGCAGCAUGGCCCUGUUAACGGUACCGGCCAGCCCGGGAUCCCGAAUUUCUGCAGUCUGAGUCCGUUGUCCCCCAGCCCCCCAAUAAACCCCGGUGCCCACCGA